Molecule: messenger RNA, 645 nt
Organism: Terrapene triunguis (Three-toed box turtle)
Lineage: Eukaryota; Metazoa; Chordata; Testudines; Emydidae
Product: hemoglobin subunit alpha-D-like
Exons: 5
Coding region: 1-645 (214 amino acids)
Biological process (GO): oxygen transport
Molecular function (GO): heme binding; iron ion binding; oxygen binding
Source: RefSeq, a predicted model, not a curated record
AUGGCCUACUUGAUCCAUCUGGUCACCCUCAUUGGACUAUCAGAGAGUUGCUCAGGGCUCAUCUUAAAUUCAGGCCCAGCAGCCAGCCAGGAGCUCUUCCUCUCAGCCCUGGUCCCUGCUAGCAUUGAGCUGUCCGUGGUGCCGCAGUUCCAGGAGCACCAUAUGGAGCAUCCUCCAGGCAUCAUGGCUUUAACUGAUGCUGAUAAAAAGAAUAUCCAAUACAUCUGGGCAAAGUUAUUUGAGAAUCCAGAAGAAAAUGGCAAAACAGUUGUGAUCAAACUCUUCAAAGAUUAUCCUGAGACAAAAGCAUACUUCAAGAACAUCCCGACUGAAGGCAACCUGCAGGAGGAUCCGCUGGUGCGUUUCCAUGGCCGGAGAGUCAUGGUUGCCCUCAACCAGGUGGUUGAAAACCUGGACAAUUGGAAGCAGGCCUGCAGGAUUCUGGACCGUCUAGCAGACAAGCACAAGAAUGUGCACCAAGUGCCAGCAGUGAAUUUCCAGAGCAUUUUUCAGGUAAUCCUGAAUGUCUGCAAAGACGUCCUGGGAAAUGAAUUCAGCACAGAGGUGUCCCUCUCCUGGGAGAAGCUCUUUGGUCUGCUCUCUGAACAAAUAAAUGCAUCUUACGUAAGCACUUCCAAGUCCUGA